Molecule: messenger RNA, 1268 nt
Organism: Papaver somniferum (opium poppy)
Lineage: Eukaryota; Viridiplantae; Streptophyta; Magnoliopsida; Ranunculales; Papaveraceae
Product: chlorophyll a-b binding protein of LHCII type 1-like
Exons: 1
Coding region: 251-1075 (274 amino acids)
Biological process (GO): response to light stimulus; photosynthesis, light harvesting in photosystem I
Cellular component (GO): chloroplast thylakoid membrane; plastoglobule; chloroplast envelope
Source: RefSeq, a predicted model, not a curated record
GGUGUUGGAAUUCUUAGAUUUUCAUAAGCUUGUAGAUGGAAAGGAUGUCUAUUGUUCAACUAUUGAGCAGAGCCAUGGAAGUUCAUUAGCCAAUUACAAUGUGGAUACAGAUAUCCCAAGAUAAGUAACCAUAUGGUUCCUACUUCUAUUUAUACAACCCUAAAUCAACAGCUUCAAAACACACUCAUUUAACAUAUAUUCACCUCAUUUCACUUCUUCUCUAUCUUAGUUCAAGCACAUCCAUUAAUUAAUGGCUGCUUCAACAAUGGCUCUCUCUUCUCCUUCUCUUGCUGGAAAGGCAGUGAAGCUAACUCCAUCCAUUCCAGAAGGUGAAGGAAGAAUUACCAUGCUCUUCCAGAAAAAGACAGCGGCCCCAAAAGCAGCUAAAUCAUCUAAACCUGCCGUUUCAUCUAACAGCCCAUGGUAUGGUCCUGACAGAGUUAAGUACUUGGGUCCCUUUUCAGGAGAGGCUCCAUCGUAUCUCAAUGGUGAAUUCCCUGGUGAUUAUGGUUGGGACACUGCAGGGCUUUCUGCAGAUCCAGAAACUUUCGCCAAAAACCGUGAACUUGAAGUGAUUCAUUGCAGAUGGGCUAUGCUCGGAGCUCUAGGAUGCAUCUUUCCGGAACUACUCUCGCGUAAUGGUGUUAAAUUCGGUGAAGCCGUUUGGUUCAAAGCCGGCGCACAAAUUUUCAGUGAGGGAGGAUUGGACUACUUGGGUAACUCAAGCUUAGUACAUGCUCAAAGCAUUUUGGCCAUUUGGGCAACACAGGUUAUCCUGAUGGGUGCAGUUGAGGGUUACCGUGUUGCUGGUGGACCACUUGGUGAGAUUGUCGACCCACUUUACCCCGGUGGCAGUUUCGACCCACUUGGACUUGCUGAUGACCCAGAGGCUUUCGCUGAGCUGAAGGUGAAGGAGAUUAAGAACGGGAGAUUGGCGAUGUUUUCCAUGUUCGGAUACUUCGUUCAAGCAAUUGUGACCGGUAAAGGACCUCUAGAGAACUUGGCUGAUCAUCUUGCUGAUCCUGUUAGCAACAAUGCCUGGGCUUUUGCCACAAAUUUUUCCCCCGGAAACUGAGUGUCAAGGCUAGUGUUGGUUCAUUCAUGACCUGGUAAUAAUUCUACCAGGUUGCUGGUAUGUCCUAGUGAUGUAAAUAGAUCUACCUGAGACACCUUUAAAUUAUGCGAUUUUUUCUGUAAUUUGAUUUCAUUUUUAACCAAUGAACUUAAUAUAUGCUCUUCAGUAAGAUUUUAAAAAUUUAUUGCAUUCA